Messenger RNA from Heterocephalus glaber (naked mole-rat), 4643 nucleotides. It is a transcript of the gene Serinc3, whose product is annotated as serine incorporator 3. Gene Ontology annotation, cellular component: membrane. The record is from RefSeq and is a predicted model, not a curated record. NCBI's taxonomy places the organism in Eukaryota, Metazoa, Chordata, Mammalia, Rodentia, Bathyergidae.
CAGGGCGGUGGGCGGGGCCAUGCAAUGACGCCCACCGCGCGUCCUGCGUAGGGUGGGCCGUGUUUCCGGCCUGAGGAGCCUUCGCGUUUCUGGGGCGACGCUUCAGCUGGCAGUUACCUCAGAGCAGGAAUCCUGCGGACCAACUCACUCCGUCUCCAGAGUCACCAUGGGGGCUGUGCUGGGCGUCUUCUCCCUCGCCAGCUGGGUUCCAUGCCUCUGUGGCAGUGCAUCGUGCUUGCUGUGUAGUUGCUGUCCAAACAGUAAGAAUUCUACUGUGACUCGAAUCAUCUAUGCUGCGAUUCUCCUCCUGGGCACAGCUGUGUCCUAUAUCAUGCGGAUAAAAAGUAUAGAAACUGAGCUGAAGAAAAUUCCUGGAUUCUGUGAAGGGGGAUUUAAAAUCGAGGUGGCUGAUUUAAAGGUGGAUAAAGAUUGUGAUAUGCUGGUUGGUUAUAAAGCCAUAUAUCGGAUCAACUUUGCAUUGGCCAUCUUUUUCUUUGCUUUCUUUUUACUCAUGUUAAAAGUAAAAACAAGUAAAGAUCCCAGAGCAUCAAUACACAAUGGGUUUUGGUUCUUCAAAAUUGCUGCCCUUAUUGGUAUCAUGGUUGGAUCUUUCUACAUCCCUGAGGGCUAUUUCACUUCAGUCUGGUUUGUUGUUGGCCUGAUAGGGGCCGCUUUCUUCAUCCUUAUCCAGCUGGUACUCUUGGUAGACUUGGCUCACUCUUGGAAUGAAGCAUGGGUGAAUAAUAUGGAAGAAGGAAACCCCAGAGUCUGGUAUGCUGCUUUACUCUCCGUCACAAGCUUGUUUUAUAUCUUGUCAAUCGUCUCUGCUGGGCUGCUCUACACACACUACACCAAGCCAGAUGGCUGCACAGAAAACAAGGUCUUCAUCAGCAUUAACCUGGUCCUUUGCACUGUGGUUUCUGUUAUCUCAGUCCACCCAAAAGUUCAGGAACACCAGCCUCGUUCUGGCCUCCUGCAGUCCUCUGUCAUCACUCUGUACACCCUGUACCUCACGUGGUCAGCCAUGACCAAUGAACCCGACCGGUCCUGCAACCCCACCCUCUUGAGCAUCAUUUCACACAUAGCUGCACCAACUGUGGCUCCUGCAAACACGACUGCUGUGGUCCCCACCUCGGCUCUGCCGUCAGAGAACGGGUACUCUCUGGACACAGAGAAUGCUUUGGGAGUGUUUGUCUUUGUUAUCUGCCUUUUGUAUUCUAGCAUCCGAACUUCCAGCCACAGCCAAGCAAAGAAGCUGACCCUCUCGGGGAGUGACAGCGUGAUCCUUGGUGAUACAACUGCCAGUGGAGGUGGUGAUGAGGAAGAUGGACAGCCUCGGCGGGCUGUGGACAAUGAGAAAGAGGGAGUACAGUACAGCUACUCCAUCUGCCACCUGAUGUUCUGCUUGGCUUCCUUGUACAUCAUGAUGACCCUGACCAACUGGUACUGCCCCGAUGCCAAGUUCCAGACUGUGUCCAGCAAAUGGCCAGCCGUGUGGGUCAAGAUUAGUUCCAGCUGGAUGUGCCUCCUCCUCUAUGUCUGGACCCUUGUUGCUCCACUUGUCCUCACCAAUCGGGACUUCAGCUGAACUUCUGGUUGCCAAGGACACUGCUAAAGUUCAUAAAGGUCACCUUUGCUGAAAGCUCAUAUCCUUUUAAGUUUGCUUCAACUAAACUACUAAGUGAAUGCUUUGUGAAUUUGCCUAUAUUCACGUUUAUAUCAAAAGGCAAGAUUGAAUAAUGCUCAAUGCAGAAUCUGAAUUUUUCAUUUCUAUGUUUAUUAUGUUUAUUUGUAAGGAUAUAGCACAAAGGGAACAUUUUUAUGCAUUAAAGUGAACUACAGCUGUGCUGUGAAGAAAGUUCUUUAUAAAGACCUAUAGGUUCCUACAGUUUUGAUUUAAAAUACUAGAAGAAUGUUGGAUAUUUGAAGCUAUGGUUAAUAUAUUUCUAUUGAAGUCUCAAAAAGCAAAAAAUAAUGCAUUUAUAUGACAUUUUCCUCUGUGAAGGUCUUACUGUGUGAUAUAAGCACACUGUUCAGUGAGUAAACUCUUCAGAGAUGUAGCAUUGUAGUUCUCGGGCAAGGAUUAUGUAGGCAAGUCCUUCCCCAGAAGAGUGGUUGCUGAUAAGCCUACUGCUUCUACAUCUUGAGUUUUUUAUUUCCUUUUUUUAAUAUGACAGCAUUGAUGCUGCUUCAUACAAGUCUGUGGCUUUGCCAGAUAUGUAAAUUUCAAUAAUUGCUUUGUAGGUUUGAUUAAAAUGAACAUUCAGUUAGGAAAACAUUGUAGUGUAUAUGUAAUCUUGUUAUGAAUAUGUAAAAGUAAAGUGCAUGUAAAUUUAUUAUAUUUGCACUAAAGGUAUUUGAUUAAAAUAGAAAGAUACUAAGCUUUUAAGGCCCUUUAACAGCUUUUUGAGAUAGCAGCCAUUCAUUAUUUUUGGUCAGUCACAAGUUUAUUUGGUAUCUAGCCAGGAAGCUCCUCUUCCUUCUAAAACUUAGUGAGCCAAGUCUUGAAAUCGUUAAAAAAAUCAUCCUGGGGCCAGGGAUUAGCUCAGUGGUUUCGCCGCCUGCUGUGCAGGCGCAAGGACCCAAGUUCAAUCCCCAGUACCAAUAAAUAAAUAAAUAAUCAAUCACUCAAUCAUCCUAAAUACCUUCUCCAGGUUAGACUUUGGUAGAUGAAACACAAUUAAGGUGCUGUCAGGAAACAUUUCCUGACAGGCAGCAUAGAGGGAGAUAAGUAGGUGCAGUGGUGCACACCUGUAACCCCAGCACUUAGGAGACUGAGGCAAGUUCGAGGCCAGCUUGGGAUACACAGUGAGUCCAAGGCCAGCCUGGACUACCUAGUGGGACCUGUAUCAACAAACCAAAAAUAAAGAGAGGUAGAAUAAAAACAGUUCUUUCAAGAUUCACUGAUUUUUCUGUGCCAGGCCCUGUAGGUUCUAUACCUGGAGGUACAGAUAGACACCUCACGAAAAACAUGGUAUACAUAGCUCUUUCACUUGGACUUAGGUUUAGAUGGGAGUGAAAAUGAGCUGAUGGGUGUUUACAGUCUGGUAGAUUAGCACUGUGAUCUCAAAAUGGCAGAGAACUCAAGAGAGGUACCUGGAUAGAGGGUGUCACGGUGGACUGACUGGAGAAAGUGCUACCUAAGCCAGGAACUGUUGUGGGAGUCAGAUAAGAGAGAAGUGGUACGGUGAGAUGACAUUGCCGAAGGAUAGCCAGAGUGACAUGCUAAUAAAGUCAGAGGUCAAGCAGGGAUGGGGGGAAGUAUCAGGGGAUUGAGUGGUGAGGGCUUUAUAACCCGCCCUGAGAGCUUAGACCUUACACGUUGAGGGUGACAGAAAGUAUAUUCAGAGUGACAUGAGCAGACAAUGUCUUUAGUCACUGGCUUCUAGAAAGUGGUUGGAUUUAGAGAUGAUACUGAGAUUUGAAAUAGAGAAGCAGGGGAGAAAUUGACAGCUGAGGGCAACUUGGUAAUUAGAAUUUUAACAUUGGCAAUUAAUUAGAUCUAGGAAAGAAGUUGAUUUCUUCAGUGAUUAAUCAUCCAGGUAGAUGGUAGUUCCACUUAUAGUGGACCCUUGACUUACAAACUGAGUUUGUUCCCAAGGGCUGGUUGUAACUCAAGUUGGUCAGUUGCCUUCAGAGUCUCCUAUAUAAUUUUAGGCCACACUUUCUUCCAGACAGAUCUGUGUCCUUAGAGAGACUGGCCCAGGAUUUCUCAAUUAACCCCACAUAGGAAAAGAUGUAAUGUUUCUUCCAGAACUCUUUAAGGGUUAAAUCUGUAUCCGAGACCAUCUGGAAGCACAAGUGGCCAGCAUAUGGGUCAUAACUCAAGACUUUGGUCAUAAGUUAAAACUAAAAUUCUGGUCACAACCCAAGUUGUUUGUAUGUCAGGCUGGUUGUAACUCGAAGGCCCACUGUAUUUAGAUAGGAAGCAGGAAGAAGCCUGGAUUGUGUUACAGCAAAGAAAGUGGUCCCUUGGGAAUGGUUAUUUGGCUAAUAGUUUAAUAGAUCUUUUGGAUUUCCAUCCCAGCUAUUUUCUAGAUGUUAAACUGAUCGGCUAAUACCGAGUAUAUACUAUGCUUUAUGAUCCUGGACAAAUGGCUCUACAUCUCUUUGCCUCAGUAUUAGUACCUUAUACAUAAGGCUGUUUGAAGAAUACAGCUAUUUUGCAAAAUCCUUAAUCCACUUUAAGCACUCUGACAGUGGCUGCUAAUCUCAGUGUGGGUUAAUAUGAGACUGGUGGUACUCUGGCCAGUGUUGUUCAGAAGUUGAUGGAGGGUGGAUUGGAGGUUGUCUUACAGAAUGAAGAGGGGGCAGUCUCAGUUGGAGGUAGGGAAGUAGCACUCGAUGUGAAUUGUUGGAAGCACCAUUCUUUACUCCAGUGGUUUAUGGUAGGUUCACAUGCAGAGAUAAAGUUGCAGAGGAUUUGCAGGGCAGCUAGGUUUGGCUUUCAGUCUCUCCCGUGUAAAGCAGAUACCCUACUUUUCCUUCACAGCAGGGGAGCCUCAGUAAAAAACACUGAAGGUUCUAAACUUCAAAAAAUUCUAGUGUCCCAUCUCUCCACCUUAUAUAAUUCAAAAUAAAAGCAAUACUAACCUGUAAAAUAAUGUAACAGUCCAAUAAAGUUUUUUACUUUUUUGUCAUGA